AUUUCUUAGCUAAUAUUCGACCAUCUGGCGGCACUAUGUCUCUCCUCCCUCCGGAUUCGCAACCUCCGAGCGGCGACGGCGGCCGUCGAUGCGUUGUCUGCUUCCUCGUUCCUUCUUAGAGAGUCUGUUCUUCUGAAGCGGGAGGAAAAAUUCUUUCAAGUUUCACAGAGAAAGCCUGUUUCUCUUCUCUCUCCGUUUCUUGGCCUCAGGUUCGCAACUGGUCCCCGAGACAGAAGUUUUUGUAUCACGUAGCCUCGUCUUCGUUUCAUCGCCUUAUCGUUUCUUCGUAUGUUGCCGUCUCGCCCGGGACUUUUCUUCCACUGGUCUUCUCUCCCAAAUGGAUUCGAGUGCACCCUCCAACUCCUUAUCUUCUGCCACACAAAUGUCCUCUUCAUCCUCUUCUUCUGCCUCCUUCCUUUCUUCUCCCUCUUCUUCCGCUUCUGCCUCUGCUGCUCAGACUGGUUUGCCUGGACCGAGUGAAGAGGAGAGAGACAGUGUGGAAGCACGAGGCGCGCAUGCAGGAGGAGACUCGGAGGAAGAAGGUGCGAGGUGGGUGCCUCACUCAGCGGGCCGUGGAGAUGCUCUGGAACGCGGAGGGAGGAAGAAGAAGAAGAGCGAAUCCGAUCUCCGACGAGCUGCUCGCCGCGCAGAACAGCGAGCCCGGCAGCUCGAGGCGGAGGCCAGCAGAGAUGCUGCAUGCGCAAAAGGAGACAAAGGAGACAAACGAGAUGCAGCGGAGAAAACCGUAGGAGGCAAGAAGGAAAAAACUGAUCAAGUCGACCAGGAGGAGCAGGACAUGCUGCGUCUAAGUCGAGCCGGAGACCUCGACGGAGUAAAACGUCUGCUCGGAGUCACGCAAGGAUACACAUGCGCGCCUGACAGAAGGUUUCUCCUCAACUGCAAAGAUUCCUUGCAACGCACGGCUCUUCACCUCGCUGCUUUUGAAGGACACAGAGACCUCGUCAGGCUCCUCCUGCGAUGCGGGGCGAGCCCGAAGGUCGGUGCGCAGGACGGCUUGACGCCGCUGCACUUUGCGGCACAGAAAGGUCACGCGGAGACAGUGGAAAUGCUUUUGCGCGGUGGCGCCAAUGUAAACGCCCUUGUGCAUCGAGGCAGACGCUCGGCUCUCCACUUUGCCUGCAAAAAUGGCCACCUCAACGCAGCCCUUCUCCUCGUUCAAUACGGUGGCGAUUUGAAUCUGGAAAACGCCCAGGGGGAAACGCCGCUCAAAGACCUGAGCGAGGAGAUUCAGGGCCUUCUUCGCCAGGCGGCGACUGUGGCCGUAAGACGCAGCCCGGGGUCGGACAAGAGCAAGCAGGCUGGAGGGAAAUCAGAAAAGCACGAAAAAGAUGACAACAUAGAAAAGAACGAAAGGGAAGCGGGACAGAGAGAAAACGACGGAAAGGACAGAGAGGCUGGCAGCGCAGAACACGAGACGGCCGGUGCCUCGAGAAUGAUUGGACCUUUGAUGGGCGAGGAAGCAGCAAGGCGAGAGGGAAGCGCGGGACGGUAUUUAGAGGACGAUUCGCACGGAGAGGGGGACAUUCGAAGGAAAAGGGAAAGGGAAGAAGGCGAUGACGAACACGAAAACAAAAAGGAACGAAGAACAGAGAAGCACGAGGAACGAGCACGACCCACAUCAGCAGUGCACCGCCCGCGAAUGCCUGUCAUCUGUGCUGCCCAAGAUGACGAAGAUGAAGAAUGAGGUGUAUUUGACAAAGCAUGUUCAGAACCAGAAUGAUGUGAUUCCUUCCAGAUUUUUGGCCACGAUGGAGGGAUGUAGACGAGAAAGGGUCGGCGGGGCCGCACCCUCGCGGUGCAUUCGGACGUGAGCGUUAAUGAGAAAACUUGAUCACAUCUCAAAAGUGCAGGGAUAUGAAAUUUCAUUCUGUGGCCGCUGAAUCACCGCCUGCGACUUGACUCUUUUUAUGAAGUGGGAGGUACAAGUUGCUUCUGAAGGAUAUCUAUACGCUAGAGGAAUUUGGAGUACACAGGUCAUGCA
Messenger RNA from Toxoplasma gondii ME49, 2002 nucleotides. RefSeq names its product ankyrin repeat-containing protein. Gene Ontology annotation, molecular function: protein binding. NCBI's taxonomy places the organism in Eukaryota, Apicomplexa, Conoidasida, Eucoccidiorida, Sarcocystidae. The transcript is spliced from 5 exons. The record is from RefSeq and is a predicted model, not a curated record. Bases 338 to 1705 code for a protein of 455 amino acids.